Molecule: messenger RNA, 2622 nt
Organism: Glycine soja
Lineage: Eukaryota; Viridiplantae; Streptophyta; Magnoliopsida; Fabales; Fabaceae
Product: probable glycosyltransferase At5g20260
Exons: 7
Coding region: 471-2384 (637 amino acids)
Molecular function (GO): glycosyltransferase activity
Source: RefSeq, a predicted model, not a curated record
GUGGUAAAUUUUGGCUGCUGGCUUAUGCAGCUGAAUGCUGAUGUUGGUGGCGUUCAGUUCAGCGUAUUAAAGGGAUCACGGUCUACCCACUUCAGUUCAACCCUUCUGUCCCAACUUUCCAACAACAACAACAACAACAAAGUACUCCAACUUCGAGCUAGAAAACAGAAGCUUCCAACCUAGAUGCCGGGAAUAUUUUCUUCUCUUCUCGUCUUUGUAACUCACUGUACCAGGAGCAACCUAAGGACUAAGGAGGAGUUGAACGCUGUUUAUUUGUUGAAUUAAGAGGUGGGUUUUGACAUUUGAGGACACCGACUUUGCUCUGGUUCUGAACUUUUGAACUCUGAUCGUGAAUUAGGAGACUAGGAAGUUGCUCUGUGGCUGUUAAUUUGUGUGCCACCCUUCUCUUCCCCCUUUCUCGAGUUGAUAUGGUAAUUGGGCAGUGACGGUUGUUCAGUAAUUUUAGCAAAAUGGGUCAAGAAUUGUGGUCAAUAUUUCAGCUGGAAAGAAAGAGAUUGUUUUGGCUAAUCGGCAUUACAGUUGCAAUCAUAUUAGCAUUCCAAUAUUUGGAACUUCCUUAUGGUGGCGUUCAACCCAUUGUAUUCUCUGCCGAAAACACACCAACAUCGGAUAGCAUUAGAUUCCAAGCUGCAGAUCUACCAUCUGAGUCUGAAACGUUCAACAACAUGACAUUUUUUAACAAAGCAAAUUCUACUGAUGAAAAUGCCUUUGAGAUUGCUAAUGAAACUAGGACUUCUGAGGAAAAGGGUACUGUUUCAAACACUGGUUUAAUCACAGAACCGGGAAGGGAAUCAAGCAGAUCUUUAGGAUUUGAUGAAACUAAUGAAAGUUCCACUGUGGAAAGUAUUGAGAUAUCAAAUAAUGGUUCUGCAACUGAGCAGACAGGAAAGUUUGGACUGAGCAUUUACAACAAUACUAUUUCUAGUUCCCCUUCUCAUGCAAUAAUACCAACUAAUUUAGCUCCACCUCUAAGUCCAACAGAAGUUAGCCCAAAUAUUACAUCUCCAAUGUCAUCAAAUGAUUAUGAUGAAACUGAUUUCGCCGAGGAAGAGCGGUUCAAGCCAUCAAAAGAUGAAUUCAAUAUAGUAGGCAAUAAUUCUUCUAUCAACAGUGUGCCUAAGGAGACUAAAGGUUCUCAAAUACCACUUCCAGAAGUAACAACAAUUUCUGAAAUGAAUGAGUUAUUACUUCAAAACCGUGCCUCAUAUCGUUCUAUGAGGCCUAGGUGGUCUUCGGCUGUUGAUCAAGAGCUACUGCAGGCCAGAUUAGAGAUUGAAAAUGCACCAAUCGUAAAUAAUGUUGAAAAUCUUUAUGCUCCCCUUUUUCGAAACAUUUCGAGGUUCAAGAGGAGCUAUGAAUUAAUGGAAAAAACUCUUAAAGUGUAUGUGUAUAGAGAAGGAGACAAGCCCAUAAUGCAUUCACCAUAUCUUUUGGGAAUUUAUGCUUCAGAGGGAUGGUUCAUGAGGCUGAUGGAAGCUAGUAAGCAAUUUGUGACUAAGGACCCAAAGAAGGCCCACCUAUUUUACCUACCUUUCAGUUCUCGGAUGCUAGAGGAAACUUUGUACGUACCCAAUUCCCAUAGUUCUAGGAACCUGAUUCAGUAUCUGAAAAAUUAUGUAGACAUGAUUGCCGGGAAACAUCGUUUCUGGAACAGAACAGGAGGUGCUGAUCAUUUUCUUGUUGCUUGCCAUGACUGGGCCCCUACAGAAACAAGGCAACACAUGGCUAGGUGCUUAAGAGCCCUAUGCAAUGCUGAUGUGAAAGAAGGCUUUGUCUUGGGGAAGGACAUUUCUCUUCCUGAAACUUAUGUCCGCAAUGCUCAGAAACCCACAAGAAACAUUGGCGGAAACCGGGUUUCAAAGAGGAAAACUCUGGCAUUUUUUGCAGGGGGAAUGCAUGGCUAUGUUAGGCCAAUCCUAUUGCAGCACUGGGAAAAUAAAGACCCUGCCAUGAAAAUCUUCGGGAUACUGCCAAAGUCUAAGGGCAACAGGAACUACAUCCAGUACAUGAAGAGCAGCAAGUACUGUAUUUGCGCAAAGGGCUAUGAAGUCAAUAGUCCAAGAGUUGUGGAGGCCAUCUUAUAUGAAUGUGUCCCAGUUAUUUUAUCAGAUAACUUUGUGCCUCCAUUUUUUGAGAUGUUGAAUUGGGAAUCCUUUGCUGUUUUUGUCUUGGAGAAGGAUAUUCCAAAUCUGAAGAAUAUACUCCUUUCCAUACCUCAAAAGAGGUAUCUUCAAAUGCAGAUGAUGGUGAGAAAGGUGCAGCAGCAUUUCCUUUGGCAUAGGAGCCCUGUCAAGUAUGAUAUAUUCCACAUGGUACUUCAUUCCAUUUGGUACAACAGAGUCUUCACCGCAAGAGCUAGAUAGACUGAAAGAAGCUUUUCUUUAGGGGAACAACAUUCGUUGGGGACAGACACAGAAUAAGACUGAAGUUGGUAAUCAAUAAGGUCAUUUUCAUGUGUUUUUUUUUUGUUUUGGAGUUUUUGGUGCAAUUAAAUUUGUAUAUAUUUAUUCUUACGUUGUCUUGAAUCAUUCUUAGUCUUCCUACAAACCUUGUUGGAUGUUUGGGUAGUUUAUAUAAGGUUAAAUUCAAACCUUAUUUUCA